CUGAUAGUGUUUGCGAUGUGAUUAGUUCGUUCACUGAGGAUUUCUUUCUAGCAAAUGAUUUUUGUUUUCAGUUUAAGAUAUCUAAGAAUUCCAAGUCACAAUUAUAUGUUGAUAACAAGUUAAACCCUUGUUCCUCUUUCAUUUCUUCUUGCUUUGAAUAGUUGAAGACCUCCUCCUAGACUUCUCUUUUUCCUGAAUCAUGAGAGAUGAAAUCGCAACAACAGUUUUCUUUAUCACAAGACUGGUGAAAAAACAUGAUAAAUUGAGUAAACAGCAAAUAGAAGACUUUGCAGAAAAACUGAUGACAAUCUUGUUGGAAACAUACAGAAGUCACUGGCACUCUGAUUGCCCUUCUAAAGGGCAAGCCUUCAGGUGUAUCAGGAUAAACAAUCAUCAGAAUAAAGAUCCCAUACUAGAAAGGGCUUGUGCUGAAAGUAAUGUGGAUUUUUCUCACCUGGGUCUUCCAAAGGAGAUGACUAUAUGGGUAGAUCCCUUUGAAGUGUGCUGUAGGUAUGGUGAGAAAAACCACCCAUUUACAAUUGCUUCUUUUAAAAGCAGAUGGGAGAGAUGGGAACUCUCUCAAGGAGUCAGGCUUGCUGUCAGUAGAGCCUCAUCAGACGACUCCUCCGGCGCUUCCUCCGAUGAAGAAAGUCGUAGCAAAGAACCUCGGACGAUCCCUAAGGUCAGCAACCCGAACAGUACUUAUCAGGUUGAAAACUCGAGACGGCCCUUUCAAUCUUGGUUCCAAAUCCCCUGCAAAAAGAAUAUGACUGAUGGCCAUGUCAGCCUCCUAGGAAAUGCUUACUAUGCAUCGCUUAAGAGUUAUAGGACUGCUGCUAUGUCAGUAGGACACCGGGUGGACAGGUACCAUUGGGUCAACAAACAGAGAUAAAGCUGUGACUGGGUCCGAGGUGGGACAGAGCUCAGAGGAGUGACUCUAAUUUUAUUUAAAACUAAACUGAGUCUAGGCGGAGAGGUCCCUGAAACAAAAAAUAGCCAUAUUAGGGAUUUUAGUACAUGAUGGUAAAAUCUCUAACAGACUCUUCUUAGCUGUACAUAUAGUUCUUAUAUCUAAUUUUACAUAUGAAGUUUUAUAUAACGUUUCAUGUAACACUAAUGAAUGAACCCAACAAGGUAAUAGAAUGAAGAUAUUGACCUGUGAUAAGAUUAAUUAUGAAAAGUAACAAUUUAAAUAAAAGUACUGUGUUUUUAGUCCUUUUCUACUUGUUUAUUGCAAGAAAAUUUUUAAAAGUAUGUACUUACUCGUUCGCCAAAAAAGAAGACCUUCACUUAGGGAAGAUGGAUACUGAUAAUGUAAUAUUCUGACUUCUACUUUGUUACUUUCCACCAUUGUUCUAUGUGACAAAUCAGUAAGAGGUUGUUUGAAAAUUACUGUUAUAGUUCUUUUUAAGAAACCCAACAAAGAAUUUUAUGCCUUCUUAA
Loxodonta africana (African savanna elephant) is the source of this 1443-nucleotide messenger RNA. It is a transcript of the gene BTG4, whose product is annotated as BTG anti-proliferation factor 4. Bases 200 to 892 code for a protein of 230 amino acids. Lineage: Eukaryota; Metazoa; Chordata; Mammalia; Proboscidea; Elephantidae. Gene Ontology annotation, cellular component: nucleus; cytoplasm. The record is from RefSeq and is a predicted model, not a curated record. Gene Ontology annotation, biological process: negative regulation of mitotic cell cycle; negative regulation of cell population proliferation. The transcript has 4 exons.